AUGCACAAGGGCGAGGUGGCCAAGUUCAUGCUGCAGCCGGAGUUCGGCUACGGCGAGGAGGGCAGCCCCCCCAAGAUCCCGCCCAACGCCGCGCUGGUCUUCACGGUGGAGCUCAUCAGCUGGGUGGAGAAGGACGACCUUUUCGGUGACGGCACCGUGGUCAAGUCGUUGAUCGAGGAGGGCACGGGCUUCGACAAGCCGAAGAAGCGCGGCGAGGUGAGAAUUUCCUUCAAGGUGACCGCUGCAGACGGCACCGUUACGAAGGAGGGGUCCGGCUGCGACUACGCGAUCGGCUCUGGCGAGUACGGGCCUCUCUCGAAGGUGGUGGACAAGGCGAUCCUGGGGAUGCGGAGCGGGGAGAAGUGCUGCCUCAAGUGCGCCGAAGAUUCGGCCUACGGCGGCGUGAGCAUAGAGCUUGCCCUGGAGGAGCUGUACGACGUCGUUGACGUCUCCGUGAUGAAGGACCGGUCCGUGCUGAAGAAGAAGCUCAAGGAUCGGCGAGGGCUAUCAGCGGGUGGAGGACAUGGGCAGGGUCACGGUGAGGGUCGAGGCGGUGGUCGCCGAUGGCGUGAGCCAGCUCGACGCGCCGAAGGACUUCACCUUCAUCGUCGGCAGCGGCGAGUGCUGCGACGCGCUGGAGUGCGCCUGCACGGAGAUGAGGAAGGGCGAGCGAGCUCUCCUCACGUGCGCGAGCCCCCAGAGAGCCUGCGGCCCCGAGCUCGGGGCGGCUGCGCAGAGCGCGAAGCGGACGCUGAUCACCCUGGAGCUCUGCGACUUCAAGAACGCCGGGGACUUUAG
Molecule: messenger RNA, 798 nt
Organism: Prorocentrum cordatum
Lineage: Eukaryota; Dinophyceae; Prorocentrales; Prorocentraceae
Source: the annotation of a GenBank genome assembly